Molecule: messenger RNA, 360 nt
Organism: Nematocida ausubeli
Lineage: Eukaryota; Fungi; Microsporidia
Exons: 1
Coding region: 1-360 (119 amino acids)
Biological process (GO): translation; ribosomal large subunit assembly
Cellular component (GO): ribosome; cytosolic large ribosomal subunit
Molecular function (GO): structural constituent of ribosome
Source: RefSeq, a predicted model, not a curated record
AUGAAGCAACAGUACAAGGACUCCAUAAAACUGUCUCAGAACGAGCUCAAAACACCAAAGAAUCCAACACCAGAAGAAAGGAUGAAGGAAAUAAACAAAAGAACACCCCAAGAUAUAAUAAAGUACGCACCAAAGACAGAAAAGGCAAUGCGCUUAAUGGAAAAACAGAACACGAUAAUAUUCGUCUGUGACUUAACUGCAAAUAAGACAGAAAUUAAAAAAGCCAUUGAGAUGCUAUACGCUGUGAAGCCAAAGAAGGUGAACACUGCGAUCACAUUCAAGGGGGAGAAGAGGGCAUAUGCUAUAUUCCCAAAGACCCACAGUGCUAUAGAGAUAGCUAGUGCGGCUGAUAUCAUUUAA